AGAGAAACAUUUUGAGUCUUUGACUGCCAUUGCAAGAGCAGAUCGAAACGGACUUUUUUUGUGCCCUAGUUUAGGAUUUUAGGGAUUUCUAGCUGCUCCUCAGUUCUUCGCCCCCCAUUUCAAAUUCCGCGCCAAUUAUGGAUUCUGAAGGACAACGACACUCUUGUAACCCCUCUGCAAUGCUCGCUUCCCUUAUCAGCAAGAGAGCCAAGCUUCACGAGGAGCUUCAGAACAUUGAGAAACAGCUUUAUACAAUGGAGACAGGUUAUUUACAGGAUCCAAGCCAAUGUGGCAACGUAUUGAAAGGUUUUGAAGGAUUCUUAUCUUCUUCAAAGAGCAGUACACUCUUAAAGCGGUCCAGGAAGUUUCAGCCAGAAGAUAGGCUCUUCUCAUUAUCUUCAAUCACCUCACCAGCAACUGAAGAGCUGGCUGUUGGACGAGAUGAUGGAAGAUCAGACUUUGGUCCAGGUCGGUCUAGGGUUGGAGGUAUAUAUGGAAGUGGACCAGGAAAACCAAAGAAGGGGAGAGCAGCACCAAGAGAUCCGAAGAGAAUCAGGCACUCUAGCGAACUUGAUCUCGACUAUGAAGAUGAUCCCGAUAUGAUGUAGUGAGAACUGCUUAGGCCAGAUGAUAUACUGUUUGCCCUUUCAGCAUGAACUUUGGAUGAUCUUAGAAUCUAAGCAGUGUUCUUUGCUCAUUUGACUCUGUUGGUGAGGGUAUCCUUACUUCUCAGGCAAACAAAACACCAUUUUGAGGGUUUAAAUGCUGCUAUUAAUGUAUUCAAUAUUACUGGUUGUGAUCAAUUUCUUCUCAUUUUGUCCAA
This is a messenger RNA of Vitis riparia (riverbank grape), 823 nucleotides long. RefSeq names its product chromatin modification-related protein eaf6-like. Gene Ontology annotation, cellular component: histone acetyltransferase complex. The record is from RefSeq and is a predicted model, not a curated record. Lineage: Eukaryota; Viridiplantae; Streptophyta; Magnoliopsida; Vitales; Vitaceae. The transcript has 7 exons. The coding region runs from base 138 to 608 and encodes 156 amino acids.